Stegastes partitus (bicolor damselfish) is the source of this 1631-nucleotide messenger RNA. It is a transcript of the gene otud6b, whose product is annotated as OTU deubiquitinase 6B. Lineage: Eukaryota; Metazoa; Chordata; Actinopteri; Pomacentridae. The record is from RefSeq and is a predicted model, not a curated record. Gene Ontology annotation, molecular function: cysteine-type deubiquitinase activity. Gene Ontology annotation, biological process: protein deubiquitination. Bases 182 to 1075 code for a protein of 297 amino acids. The transcript has 8 exons.
CCCCCGCUCUCUUGUCUCUUCCGGAUUAGGCCAUAUCAGCACGUUUUAUUUAUUGUGGACUGUAUGUUUUUAUCUUUUGUGUCCAGUGAUGUGUCAUAUUUUACUGUAACACGUUCAGUUGUCAGAUUAAUGUCGCUCGUCAAGCCUCGUAUUUAACCAAACGGAGCAGCAGCGUCCAGCUAUGGAGGAGGUGGAGACACCAGAGGAGCUGCUGGCCAAGCAGCACCGCAAGGAGAAGAAGGAUCUGCAGGCUAAAAUCCAGAGCAUGAAAAAUGCCGUCCCCAAAAAUGACAAGAAGAGGAGGAAACAGCUGACAGAGGACAUUACCAAGCUAGAGGCCGACCUCAGUCAGAGGCACGAGGAGGAAAUUAGGCAGCUCAAAUCUACAACUGACACAAAGGUGGAGGAGGUGAUAAAUGGAGUGGAGUCCUUUAAGGUGGAAGAUGAAGAACAAGAAGACGUCAAACAGCCUCGAGUAACCAAGGCUCAGAAGAGAAGGGACAAGAAGGCGGCCCAGGAGAAGGAGAGAGAGAGCAGGAUAGCUGAGGCCGAGGUGCAGAACCUGCAGGGCGUCAGGCACCAGGAGGGUUUGAAGCUGGCUCAGAAACUCGCCCAGCAAAAGCUUCAGAUCAAGGAGAUCUCUUCUGAUGGCCACUGCAUGUACCGCGCCGUGGAAGAUCAGCUGGCACAGCGAUCACAGCCUGGAUUAACCAUGAGUGUGAAGCAGCUCCGGUCCCGCACCGCCGAGCACAUGAGAAGCCAUGCUGAUGACUUCCUGCCUUUCCUCACCAACCCCAACACUGGAGACAUGUACACAACAGAUGAGUUUGAGAAAUACUGCAGUGAUGUGGAGCACACAGCGGCUUGGGGUGGGCAACUGGAACUGCGAGCUUUGACCCAAGUUCUGCGUCUGCCGAUUGAAGUGGUCCAGGCAGAUUCCCCUGCUAUAAAAAUCGGGGAGGAAUAUGACAGUGAACCCAUCACUCUUGUCUACAUGCGUCAUGCCUACGGUCUAGGAGAGCACUACAACACCGUGGAGCGACUGAAGGACCCGGCCAAUGCGGAGGAGAGCUGAGAGGCUGCCUCAGGCUUAGUGUGACAGAAACCAACGUGUGCAAUGCAGGAAGCGUUCAACACUGAGGACCCUUAAAUACUAACAUAUUUGGAGGGUGACCCCACCUCUGAGACACUGUUAAGCUAAGUUUAUCAGAGAAUGUUGCUGUUUUCAAAAUGGCUUAAACGCAGAGUGGUGCUUUUCUGUUCCAAAGUCAGGAUGAAUGAGAGAGAAAUCUAACAGAAUUCAACUGUACUGAAAACAGUGUCAUUGUGCUAAUACGAAAUAGCAUAGAUAGGCAAGUGAUGUGUUAAUGAUUUUACAUUGGACGCCCUGUGUCUAUCCUCAUCACCCCUAGGAUUUCCCCAGCAGCCCAUUUUAGGACACAGGGGUGUAAUACUGUACUUUUUAAACAAAUCCACUUUGGCAGGAGAAGGCUGGAGAGCUGUUGGUGCUGCAUGACACCCAACCAAGUGUCAACAGAGUCACCGAGUGGUUGCUGAACUUUUGCAGUGGUCUUGGAAUGAAUUUGAACUUGUAAAUCAUAUCAGUGUUACAUAAAUGCAUACAAAACCAA